Galeopterus variegatus (Sunda flying lemur) is the source of this 4439-nucleotide messenger RNA. It is a transcript of the gene ZDHHC21, whose product is annotated as zinc finger, DHHC-type containing 21. The record is from RefSeq and is a predicted model, not a curated record. Gene Ontology annotation, cellular component: Golgi apparatus; endoplasmic reticulum. Lineage: Eukaryota; Metazoa; Chordata; Mammalia; Dermoptera; Cynocephalidae. Gene Ontology annotation, biological process: protein targeting to membrane; peptidyl-L-cysteine S-palmitoylation. Gene Ontology annotation, molecular function: protein-cysteine S-palmitoyltransferase activity. The transcript is spliced from 8 exons. The coding region runs from base 185 to 982 and encodes 265 amino acids.
AGGUUCUCAUGGAGAACUGCUAUUGAAGAGAGAUCCAUUUGGUGGGAUGUAAUAAUAAUAAAUAAAGAAUGAAUCAAGAGAAAACCUCUAAAUGCAAGUACCAGAAAAAUUACAACACAUCUCAGUGAAUUUGCAAGUGGAUCAUCUUUUUUUUGUGGUUGGCAGGCAGUUAUAGGAUUGCAAAAUGGGUCUGCGGAUUCAUUUUGUUGUUGACCCACAUGGUUGGUGCUGCAUGGGUUUGAUUGUCUUUGUCUGGUUAUACAAUAUUGUUAUAAUUCCCAAAAUUGUCCUCUUUCCUCACUAUGAAGAAGGACAUAUUCCAGGCAUAUUAAUAAUAAUAUUCUAUGGCAUUUCCAUAUUCUGUCUGGUUGCCUUGGUGAGGGUCUCAAUAACCGAUCCAGGAAGACUCCCUGAGAACCCUAAGAUCCCACAUGGAGAAAGGGAGUUUUGGGAAUUAUGUAACAAAUGUAAUUUGAUGAGACCAAAACGUUCCCAUCACUGCAGCCGCUGUGGCCACUGUGUGAGGAGAAUGGAUCAUCACUGUCCUUGGAUUAACAAUUGUGUUGGUGAAGAUAAUCAUUGGCUUUUUCUACAGUUGUGUUUCUACACUGAACUUCUUACUUGCUACGCACUGAUGUUUUCUUUCUGCCACUAUUAUUAUUUUCUUCCACUAAAAAAGCGUAAUUUGGACCUCUUUGUUGUUAGACAUGAAUUGGCCAUAAUGAGACUAGCUGCCUUUAUGGGCAUUACUAUGUUAGUUGGAAUAACUGGACUCUUUUAUACUCAACUAAUUGGCAUCAUCACAGAUACAACAUCUAUUGAAAAGAUGUCAAACUGUUGUGAAGAAAUAUCGAGGCCCCGAAAGCCAUGGCAGCAGACCUUCUCAGAAGUUUUUGGCACUCGUUGGAAGAUCCUGUGGUUUAUUCCUUUCAGGCAGAGGCAACCACUGCGAGUUCCCUACCACUUUGCCAAUCAUGUCUAAACAGAUGGAUGGUGGGCACAGAUGGGUCCUCCAUGCUGGAAAUGCGUUACAGGUUUUAUGAUAAUAGAACUAUGACAGUCUUCAAGUCAAUUAAAAUCCACCCACCAAUCUUAGGCAUCAUAAUGUGCCCCAGGCUUUAUUUUAAUAGUGUUCUUGAUCCUGUUGUGGGACUAAUACAAGAUCUAUAUUUAAGUUUUAAAGCAUGUUUACUUUCAAAUUAGGUUUCCACAGGGAUUUCUUUAAAUGCUUUUGUUAUUAAGCUCAAAAGGCAGUGAUUGGGAUGAAAUAAUCGUACAUAAUUUCUUUUAGUACUGACAGUGUUACAUAUUUUAAUUUAUGGGAAAUUUCAGAUGUUUAUUAAAAUUUUUACUUUUAGGAAGUACUAACCAAAUCUGAAUUUAAUUCUUCAGGUUUUACAGAAGUUGAUAAACCUUAUAGUAUAUGUAAAUUUUCUUUUUCAAAUACAAUUUAAAAUAUUUAAUUCUUCCUUUUAUAUGUACUGCAAGAUUUUUUUAAAUGCAGCAUAGGAGUGAAGAAUGAAAAAAGGGCAGUGUUUUCUUAGGAUUAAUCUUCUAAUGUUUUCUUCCUUUCUCUUCUCCAAAACCAAAAUAAAAAUACCACUAAAGUAAAACACAAACUACCUACCUUAUUAUAAAAGAAAGAUUAAUUUUUUUUCCACAUUAACUUUCCCAUUUCUUUUCCCUUUACCAUUGUAAUUGUUGAUUGUUAUUAGAAUAUCUGCUCCCAGGAGAAAUUUGUGACCGGUGGGCAUGUAUUCCUAGCUACCCUAAGAUUUUAAAGAGCAAAAAGGGUAGAGAUUUGCAAUAAUUCCUUCAACUAGAAGAAACGGUCCUUAUUGUUACCACAGUUACCUUUUCUAGUGCAGUUAUAUUAGAAUGUGUGUUUUUUAAAUGCUAAUGUAACUAGAUAAUAUAUAAUGUACAUAAAGAGGAAUAUUGUGCUUUUGAAAAAAAUAUGCUUUUUACUUUUAUUUAUCCACUAGUAGAUCUAAAAUUACACAUUGAAGGUUUAUAUAUAACAGAUAUUGGCAAACCUAUAUUGAAAUUUUAUUUAUAGGAAGUUACUAGUAAGUCACUAACUUUUGUGUACCAAUAAUCACCCAAGUUGAAAUUAAACUUUAAUUCGGCCAGCUAUAAUUUGCAUUGAGACCUUGUAUUAGUAGCUAAUGUUAGGAAAUGACUUUAAAAUAAGAAAAUAUAAUGAUCUAUAUUUAUCAUUAGUCUUAUACAAAUUUAAAUUGUUAGUAGUUCUGGUCUUUUGGAAAGCAUAGAACACUUGUGUGAAAAGACAUUUAAUAUGCUUUGAAAAAAAUUCAGCUUUUAAUUUUUUCCAUUAGAAUGCUGCAAAAUACAUAUAUCUUUUUAAAGAAUUUAUGUACUCACAGUCUUUCCCUUGAAGAGAAUAUUGGAAGAGUCUACUGUUCUUGGACCAUGUUAAUAUUUUUCUUUUAGUUCAUUUUGAAAGUGAGGAAUCAUACCUGGGAAAUAAUAAAACAGAAGGUUACCAUUGUCAGCCAAUUACCUAUACUGUGAUUAUUCUUUCAGAAGUUGUAAAUAUCUUAUAAAAUAUUCUGAAAUAAUAGAAUAAGCUAUUCUCAGAUAUUAAUUACCAUGUCUUUCAUGUUCUAAUUAUAAUGCUUUAUUACUUAAAAAAUUAGAAGUGGCAGAUGAAAAGUAUUUAUCGGUGCUAAGAUGCGUAGUAAAUUUAAUAUAAGAAAUAUAUUUAUAAAGCUUAAUGAAACACAAAAUUAGUAUGUUCAUGUCAGGCAAAUGGGUUGGAUUUUGUGCAAGCUAAUUCACCAAAUUUGGCUUGGUGACAGAACUGUUACAAGGAAGUAAUGUAUAGAUGAUGUAAGUAGAUACCAGUUGAAUGCCUUAUGUUGUAUAUGUUCCUUUCAAAUAAGGACCUUGAGAAAACAGCAGAGCCAGGUGAAGACCCGUAAAGAACUUUAUGGACUUAUUUAUACUUCAUGUAGUAGCAGUAGCUACUGAAAGGUACUGGGGAGAUCUCUUUCCCACUCUGAGGAUUUGUGUUUUUGUUUUUCUUACAUUUACCACUCUUAGGGCACAUUCUCUUCCCUUCUUUCUCUUUCCCCUCCCUGAUCCCUCUGUACCUGAUUCCUCUGAGUUACUGGACUACAAACUAAUGCACUGGACGAGUAUAUGCUUAUUUUGUUUGAAUGGCAGAAAUGCUACAUAUCAAUAUAAUAAGAAUCUAUAUUAAAGUACAUGUAUAUAUACUUAGGCUGUAACUUUCAGUAUUCCCAGGUUAGCAUACCUAACCCUACUGUAGGUUUUGUGAUUCUUGUUAGGACUACUAGAGAGAAACCAACUGGCAGUUUUCUAGGGAUUGCAUAAACUCUGGUGUUCUUUCUGCGCCCUCUUUUGGCUAAUUGAUGUAAUUAUACUGGCUCUAGAGAUUUACUACCCCUUAAGUAAAUUGUAUAGCCAAAUUCUGAACAUGUCAGAGGUACAAACUUAGGAGGAGGAUAUGUACAAAACUGUAAAAUUUCAUGAAAACGAGCAUGUUACUGUUUUAUGGUGUUAUUUCUAGUUCAUAAGAAUGUGAUGACUACUUUGCUUCAUGUAUAUUAUAUUUUUUACUAUCAAUCACAAAUUUAUAUCAGAUUAGGAUAAACUAAUUUAAGCCAUUUCAUGUAUUUUAUUUUAAACUUUAUUUUGGCAAAUUAAUUCUUUAGAAUUAGAAAAGCUGUUGCUCUAAAAUUACCAUUUAUUACAAAACACAGAAAUUUAUUAUAGUUAUAGUGUCAAUCAAGUAUCUAGUGUGUUUUAAUGAAUAUCUAAGAAAUAUGUUUAGCUUUUUUUAAUCUCAGUUUUGGAAUAAUUUUUUUUACUGGCUCUACUGUCUUAAGAUAACUAAUAAGAGAUUAACAAUUUUUUAUAUACUUUUCUCUUCUUAGUUCUUUUUUAAAAUUUUCCAGUUAGUUAUAUCUGUAAUCAAUUCAUUAUGUAUUCUGGAUAACCAUGAAAAUAACUAAAGGUGUUGAGGAUCAAAAAAUAAUUAUGAGCAGUGAGAUUAUUGAUGUAAUCUAUACGUUGGACUGAAAUAUUUUAUAAACAUUCCAUUUAACUUUAAGCAAAAUGUACGUUAAAGGAUGUUAUUACAUAAGUAAAGUCAUUUAUUGGGCUUCUGGAUAUGAAAGACUUUUACCUAGAUACUGUAAGUUACGCUUCCUGAACAAUCAUAUUUGUUGUUGUUUUCUGCAAAGAAAAAUGUUUAUGGGCUCAAUGUAGGCUCAAGAUUGUAGGCAAAAAUGGACUGGAUUCAGAAUUUCUCAAAUAAUAGGCAUUCAGUUAAAGAGCUGUUGGUACUUUGUAAUCCGGACUUAUAGUUUAAAAAUAUUGUCAGCUGAUGUUACAUUAUAAUAAAAAUACUAUUUUGCUUAAGUGUUGCAUUAAAAAAUAGCUGUGGUUAA